AGAGCAUCAUCGGGAAGUGAUGUUCAAAUUAGGACUCGGCACCCAUGACAUUAUACCGACAUGUCGCUCUGCCCAGGCUACAAGCAUGUCGACGCGUUCGGACCAGACGACGAAUAUGAUGACGAAGAAGAGGUAUCCUAUGUUACCCUCGAUCUCGGAAGCGUCGAACCGUCCCUACUUCCCAGCUCAGCAAACUACCGGCUCAUUGGACUCGAUACACCCACUCCGUUUUUACAGCUUUCUGGCACGGUAUUGAAGGGACGACACGAAUGUUUGCUAGGCACCGAACUGCUCUUUGUUGAUGGCAAAGAUGCAUCUGUCGACAGGAGUAAACGGACUGUAGCAUAUCUUGAAAGCACAAAACAACGGGUCUGCUUCAAGGAAGUUCGGCUACAUCCUAAGGGUGAAGAGAAGGAAAAGGACAAAGAGGCAGAGGCGGACGAAGACAGUGGGAGACACUCAUUGGAUCGAAUGACGGGAAAGCAGGCCCCACCUCCGCGAAAGAAGCGAGCGAAGAAAAAGGCGGAAGAUAUCGCUGAAGGGGAAGGUGCACCAGAACAGACAGGGAAGAGUGAAAGGAAGGGAAAAGGAAAGAAGAAGCAGGUCGAUAAUGCCUACGACGACAACGACGAGGAGAUGAUGUAGCUGGGCUAGCCCUUUUACAGCGCACUAUUUGUUCAUCAUUGGAUUCUACACGUACUCUUAUUUCGUUGCAGCGGGACACUAACCACAUUUCUAUGAAUGUAUCUAUAAUUUCCAAUUCUAUAGAAGAGGACUACUUCAUGCAGAAGGUACCAAUUCGGACUCGGAAUGUUAACGCCAACCCCCGCUGGCUGACUGAACAAACGCCGAAUUGCUGACAUUUAGCAGCAAGUACAUUAAUACUCUGUGGUCCUUCCUUCCUUCGGUGCAGAUGCGGUAGCCACGUCGAGAUUAGUGUUAGUGCUCUGCUGCACGCUAUAGUUACAAAGGUGUCUGUUGAAUGAGACAUUGCCUUUUUACCCGCAGCGUCUCUAUUUCUUCUUGCUCU
Guyanagaster necrorhizus is the source of this 1030-nucleotide messenger RNA. RefSeq lists its product as uncharacterized. NCBI's taxonomy places the organism in Eukaryota, Fungi, Basidiomycota, Agaricomycetes, Agaricales, Physalacriaceae. Bases 61 to 645 code for a protein of 194 amino acids. Gene Ontology annotation, cellular component: transcription factor TFIIIC complex. The record is from RefSeq and is a predicted model, not a curated record. The transcript has 4 exons. Gene Ontology annotation, biological process: transcription by RNA polymerase III.